CAAUCUUUUCGCGAUUGCUAUUCUGUGGCACACACAGUCGCCCGCACAGGAGACGCACCGGACACGUACAUGCUGCAGGCGCGCGAGCCGAGCCAGGACCCAGGGGCCGCGCGGCAUCCCUCCUCCGACAAGUCAUGGAUUUAACCCAGUGAGAGCCGCCGGACAUGCCCCGAAUUGUGUGAUAUCUGGAAGCUGAUCCUCUGUUACCCCCCCACCCCCUCCUCCUCCUUUUUGUAUUUAUUUCCUCCCUGCUUGGAUCUAGGGAGUAGAGUUUCCCCUCUUUAGCAGUUGCCAUGGAUUUUACUAACAGCUCAUGUGGGGAGAGCGACCACAGACAGAUAGAGGAGAGCAAGCCACUGCUGGGGGAGAUGUCUGCUCCGGAGGGGGGCAAGAUGGGAGCUGUGCCCUGCAGGAGAUCCAUGCUGCACUUCAAUGGGAUGAGGUACAAACUGCUGCAAGAGGGAGACAUCCAGGUCUGUGUCAUCAGACACCCCAGGACCUUCCUGAGCAAGAUCCUCACCUCCAAAUUCCUGAGGAGAUGGGAACCCCACCACCUGACCCUGGCAGACACCAGCCUGACCUCUGCUACACCUACAGGGUACAUGGAAAAUAGCAUGCCAUACAGCGCCAUUGAGGAUGUCCAGCUGCUGUCCUGGGAGAAUGCUCCAAAAUACUGUUUACAACUUUCGUUUCCAGGGGGGACUGUCCUACUCCAGGCUGCAAACAGUUAUCUGAGAGACCAGUGGUUCCAUUCUUUGCAAUGGAAGAAAAAGAUCUACAAGUACAAAAAGGUCUUGAGUAACCCAAAUCGCUGGGAGGUUGUGUUGAAGGAGAUUAGGUCCUUGGUGGAUAUGGCACUGACGUCCCCAUUGCAAGAUGACUCCAUCCACCAGGCACCACUAGAAAUUGUCUCCAACCUACUAUCAGAGAACAUUAACCUAACCACUCAGGAGCAUGAAAGCAUAAUUGUGGCUAUUGCUCCUCUCUUAGAAAACAACCACCCUCCUCCUGAUCUCUGUGAAUUUUUCUGCAAGCACUGUAGAGAGCGCCCCCGUUCCAUGGUGGUCAUUGAAGUCUUUACUCCAGUUGUUCAGAGAAUCCUCAAGCACAACAUGAUGUACUGGAUCUGUUUUACCGGCUUGGAUACCUCUCUCUAUCUGCUGGUGGAGGUUGGAAAACACCUGCAUUUGCAGGACUUUGGGAAGUGUCCUCGGUUACGUCUGUUCACUCAGGAGUAUAUUCUGGCACUAAACGAACUGAAUGCAGGAAUGGAAGUGGUGAAGAAAUUUAUACACAGCAUGCACGGACCCACCGCAAACUGUCCACACCCUAGAGUCCUACCAAACCUGGUCGCCGUGUGCCUAGCUGCCAUUUAUUCCUGCUAUGAAGAAUUUAUUAACAGCCGGGACAAUUCACCAAGUCUAAAAGAAAUCCGGAACGGCUGCCAGCAGCAAUGUGAUCGCAAACCUAAUAUUCCCUUAAGGCUCCUCCAUACCAACCCGGACCUUGUCUCUCAAGAGGUGACGUCAGCCGAAUCUCGACACAAGCCAGUUAUUGUCACAUCAAAUGAGAUCCACGUGGAGGUUGAGCGCAACAACACGGUUAAUCAGAAGCUAAAGGCCAACACUGGCAAUGACAGCGAGCCUAACUUGAUUGACUGUCUGCUCAUCAGCCCAGCUUGUAGCACCAUGAACAUAGAACUGAGCCCACAAGCUGAACGAGUGCUGGGGUGCUAUGUGGAAAUCCUAAAAAUACUGUCAGAUUAUGACGAUUGGCGGCCAGCCCUGGCAAGUUUGCUGCAACCCAUCCCAUUUCCCAAGGAAGCUCUUGCCCAUGAAACCUUCACAAAGGAACUGAAAUACGUCAUUCAGAGAUUUGCAGAGGACCCCAGGCAAGAGGUCCACUCAUGUCUCUUAAGCGUCAGAGCUGGGAAAGACGGUUGGUUCCAGCUGUACAGCCCCGGAGGGGUUGCCUGUGAUGACGACGGUGAACUUUUUGCCAGUAUGGUACGUGUCUGCAAUAAUGUUCACAUUUUAAUGGGCUCGUGCUACAAGACUAAGAAAUUCCUUCUGUCGCUGGCGGAAAACAAGCUGGGGCCGUGCAUGUUACUUGCCUUGCGAGGAAACCAGACCAUGGUGGAGAUUCUAUGUCUGAUGCUGGAAUACAACAUCAUAGAAAACAAUGACACACAGCUGCAGAUCAUCUCUACCCUGGAGAGCACAGACGUAGGGAAGAAGAUGUACGAGCAGUUGUGUGACAGACAGCGGGAGCUGAAGGAGUUGCAAAGGAAAGGAGGACCCACUCGCCUAACACUGCCAUCCAAGUCUACGGAUGCCGACCUGGCCAGACUACUCAGUUCCGGCUCUUUUGGAAACCUAGAAAACCUCAGUCUGGCCUUCACCAAUGUAACGAGUGCCUGCGCCGAGCAACUCAUCAAGCUGCCUUCUCUCAAACAGCUCAACCUGUGGUCAACUCAGUUCGGAGAUGCUGGGCUGCGGGUUUUGUCCGAGCAUCUCACUGCGCUGCAAGUUCUCAACCUGUGUGAAACCCCUGUUACGGACGCUGGGCUGCUGGCACUGAGCUCUAUGAAGAGCCUCUGCAGCUUGAAUAUGAACAGCACCAAACUGUCAGCAGACACCUACGAGGAUCUGAAGGCAAAGUUGCCAAACCUCAAAGAGGUUGACGUGCGCUAUACAGAAGCCUGGUGAUUCCCCUCUAGCCUUGAAGAAGGACAUUCUCACUUUGGCUGCAAGUCGGAAAAUUAAAAAAUAAAAAACUGUAGAGCAAGAAACGUCUUGGACUACAAAUGUGUCUUUUUAAGUUUAGAGGUCAUUUUUAAUGUAGGGAGGAUGGACUCGUACAGAUACUCACAGCUUAAGAAAACGAAUUUCAAGAUUAAUCUAAUUUAACGGAUACCAAGACUUUGUACCUGCGAGAAGAGGAAACCUUUGUGGAUUUUUUUUUUUUUAUUAUUAUUAUUAUUUUUUAUUCGCAUACGUGUUCAUGCUGUGUAGGGGAAACAUUAAGAACGCAUAUGUUUUAUGUACUUAUUUUUAUUUUAUUUUUUUAUUUGGUUUGAUCAGAUGGACUCCUGCUUUGACCUUUCGCGGCGUGACAAGAACUAGCAAGUUCCGAAGCGCGGCAACAAUGAUUGUCUUUAUCUUUGCACCUUUUUUUUUUUUUUUUUCUUGACCUGCAAAAUUCAUAUUGUUGUAAAUAGGAUUUACGUCAUUCACCUAUUUAAAAAAAAAAAAAAGAAAAUGGUUCACACUCAGCGGGUCUGGGACCUGCUUUUUAUUUAUGAAAUGUAAUUUUUUUUUUUUUUUGCAGAUAGAACUGUACAAAGUAGUUUGUCGCUGUCUUGUUGACUGUGUUAUUAACGUAUGUGUAUUGUUUUUUUGCUUUGAUUUCAGAGGAGGAAGCUUUCUUGAAUAAAUACCAUGGUUAAUGUACUGUGUAUUUGAUAUAAAUAUAUGUAUAUAUCCCCUCAGCUACAUGCUGUGUCGAUAGCGGGGGGGAUACAGGAAAAAAAAAAAAUCAUUGCACUUCUUGGUCAUUGGCUAUCAUCAUUUACCAUUGUGGCCCAUGUUAAUGCGUCAGUGCCCUGCCACGUCAUCUGUUUAAUGUACUUGUAUCUGGUUAUUUUUACCUUUUUUAAGUGAUGAUGAGGAUAUACGUCCGUCUUACGCACUGCGAGUUAAAAGUCAGGAAUUACUCAGAUAUCUACAGGAAAUUUAGACCUAGUUUUGUAUCUAGUGAAGGACUAGAAGGGGCAGUCCAUUGAUCUGUGUCAUGCUCCGCCCCCUCGGGCCCUGCGCUAAGCAUUGUUCUUUUGAGUUGCAUUCAAGAUGGUGUCUUUCAAAAUAGCAUUAUAGUGACACCUAUUGGUAAUGAUGUAGAAUCCUGGCAAGGAGCCCUAUUUUUUUUCUGGUAUCCCCCCACCACUUCAUUCCAAAGCGACAUAGUUGGUAGCCAUAUGUCUUGGCGGCUCUUCUCCGGCAUGAGAUCCUCACCGUAGUGGCAUCAUGCACUGGCAUUGCCAUCUGUUGUUAAGCAGUGCCCCUAUUCAUUCUUAUUUCUAUAGAAAACAUCUCGCAGAUAUGUGAGUGGUUCCCUACUGUUGACUCACCAUUAGAGAUGAGCGAAACUUGUGUUCUCAAGUUCGGCGUACAGGGUUCGGGUUUUCUAAGAAUUCCGUUAAGGUUUCCGCUUUGGUAGCGGAAUCCAUAACAGAAUGCUUAGAUAAUCCGAACUUUGUACCCCGAACUUGACAACAGAAGUUCGCUCAUCCCUACCCACCAUGUAUAUAUCCCCAUUUUAAAAAAAAUAAAACAAUUUUUUUUUUUUUAUUCUUUCCAUUUCAACGAGCAGCAAGUUUCCAUAAUUAUCUGUACACAUAAAUGCUGUGGUAACAGGGCACAUCCUGCAUACAAAAUAUCUAUCCACUGUCUGAUUUUAUAUCCAUCAAUCCAUGGGUAAUGUUUAUACUGUGAUAAUUCUUGUAAAUUAUGUUGUUAUAUUGGAAAACUGAUGAUGUCAUCACAGCUGACAUCAUCACUGUUGUUUUUUUAAGUUUUAAUUUUUUUUUUAUUUGCAAGCCUCUUGCUAUAGAUAAGGUCACUGCAAGUCAUGUCAUUGUGUCAAGUGACCUUUCUUAAAGGAGCCUCAAAGGUUUAUUCUGUUAACAGAACUUCUGGUUGACUUGUAAUAUCCUUAUAAUGUCCAGUAGAGGUUAUGUAACCCAUUGUAAUUAUCUCAGCUUGUAGCCUUGUUGUAAAAGAAUAUCUAGAAGGCGUUUUAUAUUCUCCGAGACUUUUAAGAAUUCCCGGAUCUAUCAUUGGCUGAGGCUACUACGCAAAGAGCAGCGGCAUGUAUAUUUCAACCUUCUAUCAGGCUUUACAGAAUUGUUCUUAAUUAUCUAUUCAUUUUGCAUCAUUUUGUUCUUGACGAGAAUUUUAUGAAAGUUUUGGAGAGAGAAACAAGCUAUUAUUGGCUACUGAUGUUUAGUCCUAUACAAAUGUGAGGAUCUUAAUCAUGCAUGUAAAAUUGCAAGUCUCUUUCAAGGUUAAAAGAAAUGGAAUAUAUCAGUGAUAGAUAUGAGUGCUGCCUUCUCCCUGGCUAAAGAAUAUCGCCAAAGUGUGCUUUCUUUUAAAAUAAAAUGAAACUGUUGCCUUUGUUUUCA
Messenger RNA from Bufo bufo (common toad), 5182 nucleotides. RefSeq names its product c-Maf inducing protein (gene CMIP). The coding region runs from base 294 to 2708 and encodes 804 amino acids. The record is from RefSeq and is a predicted model, not a curated record. Gene Ontology annotation, cellular component: cytosol; nucleoplasm. NCBI's taxonomy places the organism in Eukaryota, Metazoa, Chordata, Amphibia, Anura, Bufonidae. The transcript is spliced from 22 exons.